Molecule: messenger RNA, 3605 nt
Organism: Coregonus sp. 'balchen'
Lineage: Eukaryota; Metazoa; Chordata; Actinopteri; Salmoniformes; Salmonidae
Source: the annotation of a GenBank genome assembly
AUGUCGACUUUCAUUCCGCUCAAAAUGCCUAAACUACAGUUGCUGAACGAGUAUGUUACUGAACCACAAACAGCGGUUGCUACAGAGAUCUCCGUAGCCAAAGACACAACAGAGUUGCAUGAAGAGAUGGGCCGUCUACGAAGGUGGUUUGAUUUGGUUUUCAACCCAGAGAUAAAGUUACACAGAGCAGGUUUGUAUUGACCAGUUACUGUAAUUAGCUAGCCAAAUAUCUCACACGGAGUUGAACGCAGACUAAAGUUUUUUUUUAAUGAACCUCCAACUCUCGAGUCUCUGUUAAGUCGAUACUUCAAAAUGUAAAUUCUUAAACUAGGGACGUCAAACAUUGAGGCUGCACAGACUCUAUGGAGGCUAGUCUAGAUCGCCGAGUGAGAAAUAGAUGUCAUUGUUGCAAUAGUUGGUGAGUGGGCAACAUAUACUAUCAUCUUAAAUUGACAUGUUUAAUUAUUUUUCCAGUUUGUGUUACUACCUUAUGUCUAAAGUAAUUAGGACUGACAGGGUUUUAGACCUAUCAUAUGAAGUCACCGUCUCUUUUAUUUCCUGACAGAUAAACCAUUAAAUACAGUGAGCUCCAACAGUAUUGGGACAGUGACAUUUUUUUUGUUUGUUUUGGAUCUGUACGCCAGCACUUUGGAUUUGAAAUGAUACAUUGACUGAGGUUAUUAAAGUGCAGAAUGUCAGCUUUAAUUUGAGGGUUAUUUUCAUCCAUAUCUGGGGAACGGUUUAGAAAUUAAAUUACAGCACUUUUUGUACAUAGUCCCCCCCAUUUUAGGGGACCAAUCAUAUUGGGCAAAUUCAAGUUCACUUAUGUGUAUUAAAGUAGUAAAAAGUAUUUGGUCCCAUAUUCCUAACAUGCAAUGACUAUAAGCUUGUGAAUCUACAAAUUUGUUGGAUACAUUUGCUGUUUUGUUUUGGUUGUGUUUCAGAUUAUUUUGUGCCCAAUAGAAAUGAAUGGUAAAUAAUGUAUUGUGUCAUUUUGGAGUCACUUAUAUUGUAAAUAAGAAUAUGUUUCUAAACACUUGUACAUUGUGGAUGCUACCAUUAUUACAGAUAAUCCUGAAUGAAUUGUGAACAAUGAGUGAGAAAGUUAGACGCAUAAAUAUCAGCCCCCCAAAAAUGCUACCCUCCCCUGUUAUAAUGGUGAGAGGUUAGCAUAUCUUGGGGGGUAUGAUAUUAUAGCUAACCACCCCUGUUAUUAUAAUGGUGAGAGGUUAGCAUAUCUUGGGGGGUAUGAUAUUAUAGCUAACCACCCCUGUUAUUAUAAUGGUGAGAGCUGGUAGAGCACGGCGCUUGUAACGCCAAGGUAGUGGGUUCGAUCCCCGGGACCACCCAUACACAAAAAAAAAAAUGUAUGCACGCAUGACUGUAAGUCGCUUUGGAUAAAAGCGUCUGCUAAAUGGCAUAUUAUUAUUAUUAUUUAGGUUAGCAUAUCUUGGGGGGUAUGAUAUUAUAGCUAACCACCCCUGUUAUUAUAAUGGUGAGAGGUUAGCAUAUCUGAUGGGGUAUGAUGCAAAUUGUAAAAGACAUGAGGACUGUUAACAAGAGUGAGAACAUCUGAGAGUGGAGUACAGUUAAUCCUGCAGAUGGAUGAUGUAAAUCUGACAUGAUCCGUUCCUCUACAUGACAGAUAAACAUGUACGGUGCAUACGGAAAGUAUUCAGACCCCUUUACUUUUUCCACGUUUUGUUAUGUUACAGCCUUAUUCUAGAAUGGAUUAAAAUGUUUUUUUCCCACCUCAUCAAUCAUUUACAUUUACGUCAUUUAGCAGACGCUCUUAUCCAGAGCGACUUACAAAUUGGUGCAUUCACCUCAUAGCCAGUGGGAUAACCCCUUUACAACCAUUUUUUUUUUUUCUUCUUUGGGGUGGGGUAAGGGGGGGUAGAAGGAUUAAUUUAUCCUAUCCCAGGUAUUCCUUAAAGAGGUGGUGUUUCAAGUGUCUCCGGAAGGUGGUGAGUGACUCCGCUGUCCUGGCGUCGUGAGGGAGCUUGUUCCACCAUUAAGGGUGCCAGAGCAGCGAACAGUUUUGACUGGGCUGAGCGGGAACUGUACUUCCGCAGAGGUAGGGGGGCCAGCAGGCCAGAGUUGGAUGAACGCAAUGCCCUCGUUUGGGUGUAGGGACUGAUCAGAGCCUGAAGGUACGGAGGUGACGUUCCCCUCACAGCUCCGUAGGCAAGUGCCAUGGUCUAUCUACACACAAUACCCCAUAAUGACAAAGCAAAAACAGGUUUUUAGAAAUGUUUGCACAUUUACUAUGAGUAUUCAGACCCUACUCAGUACUUUGCCGAAGCACCUUUGGCAGCAAUUACAGCCUUGAGUCGUCUUGGGUAUUGCGCUACAAGCUUGGCACACCUUUAUUUGGGGAGUUUCUCCCAUUCUUCUCUGCAGAUUGUCUCAAGCUCUGUCAGGUUGGAUGGGGAGCAUCGCUGCACAGCUAUUUUCAGGUCUCUCCAGAGAUGUUUGAUCGGGUUCAAGUCCAGGCUCUGGCUGGGCCACUUAGGGUCAUUGUCCUUUUGGAAGGUGAACCUUCGCCCCCAGUCUGAGGUCCUGAGCGCUCUAGAGCAGGUUUUCAUCAAGGAUGUCUCUGUACUUAGGGAUGGUGCCUGGUUUCCUACAGACGUGACACUUGGCAUUCAGGCCAGAGAAUCUUGUUUCUCGUGGUCUGAGAGUCCUUUAGGUGCCUUUUGGCAAACUCCUAGCGAGCUGUCGUGCCUUUUACUGAGGAGUGGCUUCCGCCUGGCCACUCUACCAUAAAGGCCUGAUUGGUGGAGUGCUGCAGAGAUUGUUUUCCUUCUGGAAGGUUCUCCCAACUCCACAGAGGAACUCUGGAGCUCUGUCAGUGACCAUCAGGUUCUUGGGCACCUCCUUGACCAAGGCCCUUCUCCCCCGAUUGCUCAGUUUGGCCGGGCGGCCAGCUCUAGGAAGAGUCUCUUGGUGGUUCCAAACUUCUUCCAUCUAAGAAUGAUGGAGGCCACUGUGUUCUUGGGGACCUUCAAUGCUGCAGACAUUUUUUGGUACCAUUCCCCAGAUCUGUGCCUUGACACAAUCCUGUCUCGGGGCUCUACGGACAAUUCCUUCAACCUCAUGGCUUGGUUUUUGCUCUGACAUGCACUGUCAACUGUGGGACCUUUAUAUAGACAGGUGUGUGCCUUUCCAAAUCAUGUCCAAUCAAUUUAAUUUACCACAGGUGGACUCCAUCAAGUUGUAGAAACAUCUCAAAGAUGAUCAAUGGAAACGAUGCACCUGAGCUCAAUUUCGAGUCUAAACCUGUUUUUGCUUUGUCAUUUAUGGUGUAUUGUGUGUAGAUUGAGGAUUUUUUUGUUUGGUUAAUCCAUUUUAGAAUAAGGCUGUAACGUAACAAAAUGUGGAAAAGGGGAAGGGGUCUGAAUACUUUCCGAAUGCACUGUAUUUUCUAUACAAUAAAUGUCUUCUUUAGGAGCACAGCAUGUGGGAGUUUAUCUACAGUCUACCUGUUGUUUAUAUAUUUUCAUUACAUCUUUUACAACCCUACUCUGGAUACAUGAGUGCAUUUCUGUUUAGGACUACAUGUUCUGUUUAUUUUCUUGCUAAAUAGAUUUUUAUCUCAGUGA